AUGGCUAACAGGGGUCCGAGCUAUGGCUUAAGCCGAGAGGUGCAGGAGAAGAUUGAGCAGAAGUAUGACGCGGACCUGGAGAACAAGCUGGUGGACUGGAUCAUCCUGCAGUGUGCCGAGGAUAUAGAGCACCCGCCCCCGGGCAGGGCCCAUUUUCAGAAAUGGUUGAUGGACGGGACGGUCCUGUGCAAGCUGAUAAACAGUUUGUAUCCACCAGGACAAGAACCCAUCCCCAAGAUCUCAGAGUCAAAGAUGGCUUUUAAGCAGAUGGAGCAAAUCUCUCAGUUCCUGAAAGCUGCCGAGAUCUACGGGGUCAGGACCACUGACAUUUUUCAAACAGUGGAUCUAUGGGAAGGGAAGGACAUGGCAGCUGUGCAGAGGACUCUUAUGGCUCUGGGCAGUGUUGCAGUUACCAAGGAUGAUGGAUGUUACCGGGGAGAGCCUUCCUGGUUUCACAGGAAAGCCCAGCAGAAUCGGAGGGGAUUUUCAGAGGAGCAACUUCGCCAGGGACAGAAUGUCAUAGGCCUGCAGAUGGGCAGCAACAAGGGUGCCUCCCAGGCAGGCAUGACGGGGUACGGGAUGCCCAGGCAGAUCAUGUAA
Apodemus sylvaticus (European woodmouse) is the source of this 600-nucleotide messenger RNA. RefSeq names its product transgelin 3 (gene Tagln3). The record is from RefSeq and is a predicted model, not a curated record. NCBI's taxonomy places the organism in Eukaryota, Metazoa, Chordata, Mammalia, Rodentia, Muridae. The transcript has 4 exons. The coding region runs from base 1 to 600 and encodes 199 amino acids. Gene Ontology annotation, molecular function: protein binding.